Pristis pectinata (smalltooth sawfish) is the source of this 693-nucleotide messenger RNA. RefSeq lists its product as uncharacterized. Bases 52 to 693 code for a protein of 213 amino acids. Lineage: Eukaryota; Metazoa; Chordata; Chondrichthyes; Rhinopristiformes; Pristidae. The record is from RefSeq and is a predicted model, not a curated record. The transcript is spliced from 4 exons.
AAUGGUGGCGGUGCAUGGGGCCACGUCUGAACCGGCACCGGCGCUGCGAUCAUGAACAGUUCUCGCUGUCCUCCAGGUGCUUGCUGCCUGGAUUAUGAAUACUUCAAAAGAGAAAGAGGUUUCAUCUUGGACUGCGUGGCUGUGUCCAGCAACUCCCUGACCUACGAAAAGGUCCAUCCCAAACUGUGCGAUGUAAUCCCGCCCUACAACGCGCAGAAUGACCCUUACGCCAAGCAUAUUUUCGAGACCAAGUCAAUGAAGAAGCUUCUCAAAAGGACUAAUCAGGAUCAAGGUGGGACAUCAAACAGUGGCUGGCUUGUGGACUAUUUUUACAAAAAUGGACCAGCUCAAAAAUAUCUUACCAGGAGAAAUGUAUAUGGAACAGGUCACUCACAUGACCAAGUAAUCGGCCACAGAGGAUACUUAUCAGACGUCAAACCCAUUGUCGGAUACAACGGAAAGUUUGGCUACAGGAGGAACAUACCCAGUCUGAGAGAAAAGCCUUCCAUUUUCGGAGAACACAGAGGGCAGCAGAGGCAACAAGGUGCAGGUGCAGCGUGCGGCGACCUCCAACCGAAGGGGGCAGCAGUAGCAGCGGCGAUGAGCUGCAGUUACUGCGACCUCCAGCCGAAGGGGGCAGCGGCAGCGGCAGCGGCGAUCGUGGUCACCGAGUUCCCCUGUCGCCGGGCGUGA